AGCCCUGGAAGGAUAAAUGGGGUUUUUAAGCACAGCUUCAGGUGUGGCUGGAUCCAGCGGCUCCAUUGAUGCCAUCUGGACCCCUGUCUGUCUCUGGGUUCCUCGGGCUCCACUCCCCACAGCAUGACAAAGACAGCUUGAGACCCCCCAGCUCAGCAUCUCUUAUGGAAGAGGGACUCUGUCCUGGCCAGCCCAGGUCACAUGCCACCUCUUGGACACCAGACGUCCAAACACAAGGGCAGAUGACUGGGGCAGUGGUCUGCAAACCACAGCUGUCCACCGAAGGUGUUGACCAUGAACCAGACCCAGACUCCCCGAGCAUCCACUUGGUCCAUUUUAUCCCGUCCUGGGUCCCAGGAGUGAGUCUGUCCUACAGAGGAGGAAAGUCGCCUGCCUAACCCCUGCCCCCCACCUCCCGGGUGCUGCCGAGAUGAGACUCGGAUUGGGGCGCUCACCCCAAAGCCUGAGAGACAACCCCGAGUUCUCCCUCGGGCAUUAGGAUUCCAACUGCCAGAUGGGAAGCCCUCCUCACCCCCGAGCAAAGGCUCGCCUGCCCGCUGCCCCUCCUGUUUGGGGUCGACAUUGGAGGUGAAGCGUCCUGACCUGGAGCGCUCGUGGGGUAGUGAGAAGAGCCGAAAUCCAUGGGACAGGACAGAGCCUGUUUGUUCUGGAGAUGGGUCUUAACUGGGGCAAAGAGCAUUUGUACCCCGAGCAAACGUAAACUCUGUCUACAAUCAGAACGCACGCCGUGGGAGCAAUUAAGUGUGUAGCUGGACACCGAUUCUGUGGGCCCCCCCGCAGGGGCACCCCAGGGCCCCCGGGCGAGGCCCCUGGAGGCUUCUCUCGCCGCUCCUGGGUGCCAGGCUGCAUGGAGACCGUGGAACAGAGGACCUGAGGCCGAGGGAAGGGCACAAGGAACGUGGGGCUCAGGGUCCCUCCGACCACUCCAGCCCUGCUCCGGUCCCUGAUGGCUCAGAAGCUGACAGCGCCUCCCACCACGCACCCUCCCCCGCCCCGGCUGUAGGGAAUGCUCACGGCCACUGCCAGGCCACGAGGCCCCCCAGUUGGACCAAGGAUCUUGGUCCACUGGCUCCGCCCGACCGACAUGCUCCCAGCCCACCCAGAACCCAGAGCCUUCCUGACCUGAAGACCUUGAGGACCCUGGGCCCCAGGGGUGAACGCCCCCCUGUGAGAGGGGUGUGGCUGCAGGGGGGGGUGCCAGAGAGCCAGCGGAUCGUGGGACAGAAGAUGGGAAAGAUGCCGUGGGCCGGCUCAGAAGGUCUCCCACUACUCACGCGUUCGUCCACGUGCUGAGUGUCCAGGCCGUGUCAGGUGCUGCGGCCCCCCAGACACACUGUCACCCCGACUCCUGUCCUCAGGCGCGAGUCCUGAUCCAGUGGGGUAAACCAUGUUCGAAGAAACCUUCCGGAAAUACUACAGUUCCUGCCCCUCACGGUGUGCCUAGCUGUCGGGGGAGGGAGACGGCAGAAGAGGAGCCCUGGGGGGCUGGGCCCCCCCGAUGUGCCUCCACCCCAAAGGCAGGCCCGCGGGUCCGAGAUGUCCCCCUGGGGUUCUAACCACAGAGAAAAGAAACGCCCCUUUCAUUUCAAACGCGGCCUCUGCUGGGGGGGUAGGCAACGGGACUGUAUGCUUGUUCGUGCGUUUGAACUUUUACAACGCGGGGGGGCGGUUUCCAUUUCUUUUGUGUAAAAAAAAUGUAGCUGGUAAGUACAAACAUGUUUGUUUUUCCUCAGUUGGUGUUGAAGUGAAAAAAAGGGACUUUGCAGAGAGACGAAGCUUAGCAGCUGGGGAGGCCCAGGCCCUCCGACGGCUGACGGUGCGGCCCUGCCCUAGGGCACUCUGCCUCAGUUUCCCCUCUUGAGAAGCCGAGGCCGUCCCUGGCUUGCCAAGAUCAGGAGGAGGAUGCCCACUCGGAGGCUGUGUUUGGCUGUGGCCGUCCCUGAGUCUCUGCCCGCUGGGUCCCUGGCCGUGACCUGCAUGGCUCUGGGGUCACGGCCCUCCUGCUGCACCUGAGCGGAGGGCCUGUCCCGCCCGGAGGGGUCCAGGUGGUAACCGGGCCCUGGGCUCUGGGCUAAAGGAGCUGGGGCCUCCUGCUGGGGUGGGGCGGGCAGGCUGGCCCCUUGGACGCGGUGCUGGCCAGGACUGAGCUCGCCACACCUCAUGGCACCUUCCUUCCUCAGGGCCUCUUGGGACCGGGGCCAAGAUGGCUGUCAGCACAGGGCCCAGCUCAGGGGGCAAUCUGCGGUGGGGAAGGCGGCAGGUGCCUCUGGGAGGUGGGCUGGUCAGAGCCUCAGGCCAUGCCUCGGGUUCCUGGGGUUCCCACGGGGUCCUUGGUAGCUGGUGCCUUUCUUGGCUGGGCGAGGGGGGAGGAGCACCCACAGCACAGCCCCACCGUCGCUGAGUCCUGCAGGCCCUGUUCCGGAACCCGCCCCAGCUCGGCCACCCCUGCGGCAUGCGGCCCUGAGCACAGGCCUGUUUGGACCCCUCUCGGGGAGGGGAUCUCAGAACGCCGUGACUGCUCGGCCAAGGCCAGCAGCUGUGAGCAGAGCCCGGCCCCUCCACAGGAGCCGCCUCCCUGCUGUCCACAGUCUCCCUGGAACCAAAACUCCAUGCCUCUCGCACGAGAGGAUAAGCCCACUGAGGAGAGGGCAAGAUGAGGCUUGAGGGGCUCCACGUUCCUGCGAGGAAGAGGCACACGGAGGAGACCGGCCGCUCAGACGAGCCAGGACCUGGUGCACUCCUCACGGCUCCCUGGAGCAUGGAGACCAGAAACGUCCGCCUCUCAAUCCCUCAGGCCAGCUCUGUCCUUUCCUUGCAAGGGUCGGGCCCGGGCUCGGACAGAGCAGGACGGACGGACGGACGGACCGGGCAGCUCAGCCACGAAGCUCUCCCAUGCAUUUCUUCCCUGUGUUUCCUGGAAAGCCUGGAGCGCCUGCCUCAGCAACGGGACCGGGCCGUCCUCUCUCGGGCCUCCCCGCGGCCUGAGGCCGGAUGAUCGGGCACCGCAGAGGUGGACACAGAGCGGUGCUCUCCCUGCUCGCUGGCGGUGAGGCCAGCCCUCUGACGUCCGGCAUCGAGGUGCCUGUUUCAGCUAAAGAGGGAGCAGCUCUGUCCACGUGCCCCUGGGGGGGCAGGGCGGCAGGGGACCAAGACCCUCUGGCCUCUCCACCUUCCUGGGACACCCCUGCAGCCGCCUACAAAGGACCCCUGGACAGAAGUCAUGGGAGGAGGGCCCGCCGCGCUCCAGGCUGACCUCGUCUCAACGCGAUCACAUCUGCGAGGGCCUCGUGGCAGGCAGAACCACACAGCAAGGGAGGCCUGCGUGCAGACAGGAGCGAAGUCACCCGGAUUUCCACUGAAGGACCCGCCACGGGCCUGCGGCUCACCAGGCAGUCACCAAUUCCUUGUGGCAUCUUCAGUGGGCGAUGAGUCCCCACGGGAGAAGGGAGGGAGGGAGAGGACAGUGAAGGAGGGAGGGCAGGGAACUGCCUGCCAGAGCGUUCUUCCCCAGGUCCCUGCACAGCCUGCCCCUCCUUCCCUGGACCUCUGCUCCUGGGUCACCUCCUCGCACAAGCCUCCUGUACUGACCCCGCCCGAACGGGACUCUGGCACUGUGCCUCCCUGCCCCACACACUCCGGCCUAGCGUCCUCUCUUCUCCUCCCUGGAGCUCAAGCACCACCCGGAGAGCCUCCGAGAAGGGAAGCUCUCGGUUCCUGUCCCGCACCAGCGCCAAGCACAGCGGGAAGGUGCCCCACAGACACACUCAAGUCUGGGAAACCCAUCCCACUGCAUGCAGAACCCAGCGACCUCCUCCACACCCCUGCUCAAAUCCCUCCAGCAGCUCCCCCUGCCCGGGCUGGGUCAGCUCAGGUGGCCAUUCAGCACGGAACCAGGUGUAUUAACAGCUGGGUGAGGGGCCCAGCUCCACAGACAGACAGACGGCGGGGCGGACAGGCAGGCAGGCAGGCAGGCUGCGGCAGCCUAGGACGAGGCACAUGGCAUCAGGUUCCCUGGGACCCUCAGGGCCUCGGCAGCAGGGCCGUGGGAGGAACGGAGCUCUUGGAGCUCCUGCCCGGGCUGGCCGGCGGAGCAGGGACACCUGCGUGUUCUUCCCUCGCAUUAACUCCGAGGCUCGUUGUCCUAAGUGGGAAACUGCCGUUAGCACAGCCACGCUCCUGACCCCCACUCUGGCAAAGAGGCCAGAUAGCCCCCGUGAGUGAGGGCCUCCGGGGAGCACUUGGGGUGUCACCUGUGGGAGUGUCACCUGCAGGGGCAGUGGCCCACCUCCCCUGGCACCCGAACGUGCCCUGGCUCAGAGGGACUUCCCAGCUUGCCGACAGGUGGGCAAGACAAGGGGAGCCACCCCCCUCUUUGCACGCUCACCCUGCACCGGCAGAGCCCCCUCACCCCUCCCCAGCCCUGACCUCCGGGAACCAGCAUUCCUUCCAUGGAGGGGAGCCAGUGAGUGACAAUACCAGUGAGUCCCUCCCUGCCCAGCCUCACGGGGCAGCCAGGGGCACAAGGUGCCACACGGUGGGUGCCCAGCCCACACACGGCCCCCACCCCCGCAGGGCAACGGCAUGAAUGCAAGUCAGAGCCCGGUGGCUCAGCCCAGCACCAGUGUCCUGGACCACCAGGUUGGGCAGUGGCCCUGGGCGCCCGUGUCCAAGUCCUGGUCGCUGCAAGGGGCCCUACUCCCGUUAGGGCAGCUGGCCUGCACAUCCCGGAGAGCAUGCCCGAGGGAUGGCCAGCUGAUUUCCCCUCCGGUGGCUGAGGCACCGCAGACCCAGGCUGGGGCGGGUGAGGAGCCCUCACCUCCAGCUGGGCCAAUGCACUCUCGGCCACAUGAAAGACUUGACUUUCCUUGCUGAUUUUUGAGAAUUAUUGCACCAAAUGUUUACCAGUGAAAUGCCCAUUGUGAUGAUAACGAGGCUGAGAAGCCAAGAGAAAGAGCCCAGGGCGGGAGAGAGGGAGGUUACAGAACCCCCUUUCUGGGCGCAGAGCUCCAAUCCCAGGCGCGACCCGCUGGAAUUUGCCACCAAAGUGCCUGUUUUUAUUUAAAUGGCCCAGAGCGAGUCUCCGACUAAACUAACAUUCCCAGGCCAACAUGCAGCAGCGCCUCUGGGUUUUGGCACAUUUUUCCCUUAGCUGUCAAGGAAGAAAUAGAGAAGAAUUCUGGUCUUACUUAAGGAUGGUGGGGUUUUUUUUCCCUUCCCCUUGGAGACAUGGAAAUAACUCACAGAUGUGCCCUACCUGCUAACGUCUGUGCUCGGGUUUGCUUCAGGAACACAAGUCCCUGGGCGCCCUGUAACCCAAACCCCAAUCUCCAGCCCCACUUGCUUUGUAACAGGGGGCCUGGGGAAGUGUGGGGGAGGACGGAAGUUCUAAACAUGUUUAAAUGUGUCAGGAGCAAAUGGAGGGAGCCCAGGCCGCCCUGAGAAACAGGCCGAGGCCAGGGAUGGCGGAGCCCCACCUGGGCCCAGGGGCUCCUGGCCCCUCUUGAGCAAUUCUCCCCCUUAAAAAUAA
Messenger RNA from Ailuropoda melanoleuca (giant panda), 5548 nucleotides. RefSeq names its product nascent polypeptide-associated complex subunit alpha, muscle-specific form-like. The coding region runs from base 3242 to 4201 and encodes 319 amino acids. The transcript has 2 exons. NCBI's taxonomy places the organism in Eukaryota, Metazoa, Chordata, Mammalia, Carnivora, Ursidae. The record is from RefSeq and is a predicted model, not a curated record.